Symbiodinium sp. CCMP2592 is the source of this 1260-nucleotide messenger RNA. The record is from the annotation of a GenBank genome assembly. Lineage: Eukaryota; Dinophyceae; Suessiales; Symbiodiniaceae.
AUGACCUCUCAAGGAGGUUUGCCUGUUGCCUUCGUCAAAGCGGCUGUGCGUUUCAAUGUGUCGGAGUCGGACUUCCUUCUUCUUGGUACACAUGGCAUAGCGACGUUUGAGGCGUUGGCUUACCGUCUCAUCAAAGCUGAUGAUAUGGAAGUGUUUAUGCGCGAAGAGAUCGCGCCGAAGGCUGCAUACAAGCAGCCUGACGGCAUAGUUGUCACUUUCGAUCGGGCCCCCGCUGUCCAGUGGACGACAUUCAAAAUGUCUGGAUGUCCCAGCUUCUUUGUCCACAAAGGAGCUUCUUGCGACAGCGUCCAGGUCAGCAUUUCCAUUACAGCUGUGUACAAUCCAGAUACCGAUACGGACAAGUCUCAGUUACCGCGAGAAGUCGCAGAGGUACUGGGUGUUGCGUUGAACACGCAAGCUAUCACCUCUGAGAGGCGACUGCUGGUUCAACCGAAGCAUACUAGGAAGCUGAAUUUGGGCUUGCUCGUUGAUCGAGUACUGGCAAGCAACUACCUUCCGCCAAGUCUUGCUGCUAGCUUGGUAGGCAAAUUCGGUUUUCUCUGCAGUACCAUGUUCGGCAAAGUUGGCAGGUGUUGCGCCACGUGUGUACGUGCCAGACAGUACUCGUCUUCACAAGACUGCUCAUUAGACUCUGACCUGAGGACAAGUCUUAUGUUGAUGAAGCUGUUCAUGCAGAUAUCGCCUCCCAGAUCCUUAAUGCUAGAUUCGGACCCUCACCCAGUUCUUCUGUACACAGACGCGUCAGAUGUGCCAGAAAGACGGGAGGGCCGUUGGGCUGUAGGCGCUGUCAUCGCCUUCUUCGAUGAAGGAUGGAAACUCGAGUACACCGCCUGGGAAGUCCCUGAAUCACUAGUUAGCAUGUGGAUCCCAAAGCAGACCUACAUGGGUCAGUUGGAGAUCCUUGCCGCUCCGCUGGCAUUGGCAACCUGGUCACAACGGCUUCAGAGCUGUAGAGUGAUACACUUCGUAGACAAUGAUGCCGCAGCGAGCUGUCUAGUGAAGGGCUACAGUCCGAAAGUGGAUUCCUCGGCACUGGUCGGAGAGUACUGGCUCCGCGCCUGUCGGAGCCUCGUAGAAGUAUAUAUUGACCGAGUUGAAUCGAAAUCAAACAUCGCUGAUGGUCCCAGUCGAUUUGAAUUUUCUGAGGUUGAAUCUUUGGGUGCCCGGUUUGUACAUCCAAAACAUGAGUCAAUCGGAGAACCCAUCCAUCCUCUGUCUGCAUGGUUUUCGAAGGGUUGA